Molecule: messenger RNA, 1617 nt
Organism: Boleophthalmus pectinirostris (great blue-spotted mudskipper)
Lineage: Eukaryota; Metazoa; Chordata; Actinopteri; Gobiiformes; Gobiidae
Product: inhibin beta B chain-like
Exons: 4
Coding region: 1-1617 (538 amino acids)
Biological process (GO): SMAD protein signal transduction; BMP signaling pathway
Cellular component (GO): extracellular region
Molecular function (GO): growth factor activity; cytokine activity
Source: RefSeq, a predicted model, not a curated record
AUGUGCGCGCUCCUGUUGCUCGUGCUCGUGUGGUGCGCGUGUUCCGUGCGCGGUGAGGCCUCGUGCGCCUCUUGUGAGCGCGUGCACGAGGAGGGGGAGCUGCGCGAGGCGGUGAAGCGGCACAUCCUCACGCGCCUGCAGCUCAGCGCGCCCCCGAACAUUACGCACGCGCUGCCGCGCGCCUCGCUGCUCACCGCGCUGCGCCGCGUGCACGCGGCAGUGCGGCAGGACGGGCGCGUGGAGCUGCCGCCCGAGCACCGCGCGGAGGAAAGCGCCGAGAUCAUCAGCUUCGCAGAGAGAGACGAGUUGGUGACGUCACACUCUGGGAUGUUCUUCGUCGUGUCAAAUGAAGGUAAUCAGAGUCUGUCUGUGUCUGAGGCGUCGCUGUGGCUUUACCUGCGCGUGCUCCCGGCCCCGCCCCCCGAGGCCCGGCCCUCAGAGCAGGCCCCGCCCCCUCCGCGCCGCCGGAGCCGUCGAGUGUCUUUAAAGCUGUACCACCAGGGGGCGGGCCUGAGCAGUGGGUGGAGCCUGGUGGAGAGGGGGGUGGAGCUUCGUCGUAGCGGCUGGCACAGGUUUGACCUGACGGCGGCGCUGCAGGGGCUGUUCCGGAGCGCCCCCCGCAGGCAGAGCGUGGACGUGCGCUGCGACGGCUGCGAGGAGGAGCGCGUGCGCCCCCUGCUGUUGGACGCGGACGCCGCGCGGAGGCCGUUCCUGGUGGUGCAGGCGCGGCGGGAGGAGGCGGGGCACAGGAUCAGGAGGCGGGGCUUAGAGUGCGAGGAGGGGGCUGGGCUCUGCUGCAGGAAACAGUUCUACAUCGACUUCCGGCUGCUGGGCUGGAGCGACUGGAUCAUCGCUCCCUCCGGUUACCUGGGAAACUACUGCGAGGGCAGCUGCCCGCCGCAGGGGGGCGCCGUCCCGGGCGCCGCCGCCUCCUUCCACAGCGCCGUCUUGAACCAGUACCGCCUCCGCGGCCUCGGCCCCGCCCCCUCCUCCUCCUGCUGCGUCCCGACCAAACUCGCCCCCAUGUCCAUGUUGUACUUCGACCACGAGUUCAACAUCGUCAAACGAGACGUUCCGCACAUGGUCGUCGAGGAGUGUGGAUACCCUCACCUGUCCCAGACCCUCACCUGUCCAGACCCUCACCUGUCCAAGACCCCACCUGUCAGACCCUCACCUGUCCCAGACCCUCACCUGUCCAGACCCUCACCUGUCCAGACCUCACCUGUCCAGACCCUCACCUCCACCCUGUCCAAGACCCUCACCUGUCCAGACCCGACCUGUCCCAGACCUCACCUGUCCAAGACCCUCACCUACCCUCACCUGUCCCAGACCCUCACCUGUCCAGUCCAAGACCCUCACCUGUCCAAGACCCUCACCUGUCCCAGACCCUCACCUGUCCAGACCCUCACCCUCACCUGUCCAGACCCUCACCUGUCAAGACCUGUCCAGACCCUCACCUGUCCAGACCCUCACCUGUCCCAGACCUCACCUGUCCAAGACCCUCACCUGUCCAGACCCUCACCUGUCCAGACCCUCACCUGUCCCAAGACCCUCACCUGUCCCAGACCCUCACCUGUCCAGACCCUCACCUGUCCAGACUCACCUUUGUACAGGUGA